AUGACCAGACUCUCAGUCCUCUUCACCCUCUUCUUCGCCAUCGUCUUCGUCGCCGCUGCUCCUGCUCCAUCAAAGCUUGGAAUUGACGACGUCCUCGAGCGUGAAGACGCUAAAUGGCUUCGGGUGGACCUCUCAGACGACGACUACUGA
Molecule: messenger RNA, 150 nt
Organism: Coprinopsis cinerea okayama7#130
Lineage: Eukaryota; Fungi; Basidiomycota; Agaricomycetes; Agaricales; Psathyrellaceae
Exons: 2
Coding region: 1-150 (49 amino acids)
Source: RefSeq, a predicted model, not a curated record